UCAACGGAGCCAUUUUUACAAUUUUCACUUUAAAGGGACCCAAAAAUACAAAAAAAAAACCGUUCAAACCACCAAGCAACCAAUUUCAAUCGGGUUUUUUUUGGGUAUGUUCUUGCUCCAUUUUUGGAUGCCCUUAUUAUAUGUGAAUAGGUUGUUUCCUAAGCAUUGUUGUAGUCUUGGCGUAGCUUGAGUUAGGUAUUAUGUUUAUGUAUCAUAAGCAUUUUUGUGAAUGCCCUUUCUUUGUGAUUUGAAUAAUUUGAUUUACGAAAAUGCAAUAUUUUUUAGGAAGUUAGGAAGUAUUCUUGUUAUCACCAUUUUGAAAUCAUUAUGUUUCUGAUUAAUUUAAGAAUGCAAAAUGAAUGUUUACUAUCACAAUUGAUAGACUUUGUUUACAACAUAAAAGUAGAAUUUAAUCUGAACUAGUAAUUUUGUAGAGGGGUGUGUAUGAUAGUGUACUAUAUGCAUAUGAGAAAGUAGUGAUAGAAGAGGGUGGUGGAGAACUUUAUAUAGAAGCAAUUUGACCCGUAUAGGACUAACCUUGCUUUCUUCAAUGUUGUGGUUAAACUUAUGAUGCAAAGAAAAAAAUGAGAAACCGAGAGGAAAAAAAAGGUUGUAGAAAACCAUUUAAUAUACUAGAAUUGUUUUUUUCUUUUAUAUUCAAAGAAUAUAACAUAAAGAGAAGCAAAUGUAUCUGUUAUGCUUUAUGUAUAUAAUAUAGAAAAAAUAGAUAUUUGGGUAUGGUGUUUGGUGUUAUGUUAUUUGAAUAUGGUGGGUGGAAAGAAUCGUUUUCCAUUAUAAUAAACUAAGAGUGAAAAUAUGUAUUUAUAGUUUUUGCAUGCAAACAUCCCAACCAUGCUCACAAGAACACAAUGGCAGCAUAGUAUGUUGGGACAGUGAAAGACUAUGCCUGCACGGAAACUUGUUUUCUUCGCAUGCAUGGAAUGUUUAAUGGAGAUUGAAUGUGCGUUAAAGUUGAUAUUUGAAAUGGUUCCUAUGAAAGUUAAUCACAAGGUUUUUGAAAGACCAUUGCAAUAUGAUACGAAGGUUUACCAUGGCUACACUAACAAGAAGUACUCCCUCACUCAACUAACCCCAAAGGAAAGGAAAGUUCAUGAAAACCAUCAGAUGAUGAAAAAGAAAAGAGAACAAGAAAUAGAAAUCUUUCAUUGGAAGUACAAACAAUGAAAAAAUCAUUUUAUUAGCAAAUUAUGUUUGUGUUCUUCUUACCCUUUAGAUUUAAAGACACACAGUAAGCAUUUCAGACAAUAUGAAAACCAAGUCAAAGAAUCUCUACUGUAAAAAGAAAUAUAAUUAAUAUCAAGAAAAUUCGAGAACAAAUCUUCUUAAUAAAAGAAUAAUGAGAAGCAAAUCUUCAAUUAAAAAUAUGUAAACCCUAAUUAAUGAGAACAUGUCCUGGGAGAAGUCCCGAGUCUCUUCUUGGGGACUUGGAGUGCACGCGCGUACUCUUAGGCUAUAAAAGGAAACGCAAACCCUCAUUUUUUUCCAUACACAGCUUCAAGAACAUAAGGCACUACUUUCUUUUGUCGCCCCCAACCCUAGAAUAUAUAAUCUAUCUGUCCAAGAUAUUGAAGGAGCUUCUUUCUAUUGUUUUCGUCUUGUAAGGGGUUGGGGGCGGCCAACUUUCCUUAACAUCUUGGGGCACACCAGAUCUGCCACUGUUAGUAGUGCAUUUAUUUUACGCACAAAAAGAUGGGAAACAACAACGUUGCUUGUUUUCACCGUCAUAGAGGGAGUUUUCCAUUUCCAUGUCUUUUUCAACUGGGAACACAUGCUACCAUCAACAUGACCCCAUCUACCACUCACACGUUUAAUGAUGGAUCAUUUUCUGAAAAGAGAGAAGUUUCAUACACCGUUGAAGGGUCCACGUGCAAUCUCGCGUUAGCAAGAUGUGUUUACAGAGAUGGUAGUGUUGACUUGUUAACAUUCUUAAUCCAUGACAGUAUAAUAUGUUCAAACAGUAUGGAAAUGUUAUACCUGCAAAUAUAUAAAACCAACACUGGUUUUCUUCACAUGAUCGACUUUAAAUCUAAUGGUAGCUCCAUCCCGUGGACGAAGACGAAGAAAACCGUUCAUCCAUACGGUGAUGUUACAGACACUAAGGUUUACUUGUAUGCCAGUGCAAACAGGUCUGGUCUUCUUAUUUGGAAGUGCAAGAAAACCGCUUAUCAUGAGGAUGCUAAGGAAGUGACUAUGGCACACUAUUUUGUUAAUGGCAACGGAACAACGGUUGUUAACAGAUCAAUUGAAACAACAAAUGUUGGAUUUUCUGUUUUGGUAAAGGUUGGAGUUUGUGAUGGUAAAUUUGAUAUAAUAUCGGAGGGUCCUGAGCAACAUCCUGUUUCAGCAUUAUUAUACAUGUUCAAUCAAGUGAAUGAAAGUGGGAUUUGGAAGCCAAGCAUGUGUCCUGAUUGUGGUAAGCAUAGCCAAGUGUCUUGGCAGUCUGAUUUUGAAGACAACGAUGGUGUUUCCUUACCACCACCUCAAGGCAGUAGACAAAAUGUAGUAACCAUUGUCAAUGAUGGAAGGUUCAGAGGGCAUGCUCCCGGUGCUUCCAUCAGAUGUAUGAAUUUCAAUGCUUAUAAUUGAGGAAAACCCUUACUUGAUGUAUGUUAAAGUUUGAAUGUACUACAAAAUGUAUCUCAACUGAGAAAAUAAUGGAGAGAGAUCUGGUUCUUA
Vigna unguiculata (cowpea) is the source of this 2697-nucleotide messenger RNA. NCBI's taxonomy places the organism in Eukaryota, Viridiplantae, Streptophyta, Magnoliopsida, Fabales, Fabaceae. The record is from RefSeq and is a predicted model, not a curated record.